AUGUCGUUUGUUGUCAGAUUGGGGACUUGUUCGUUAUGGCGUUGCGUUGGUUGUUCGCCUGCUGUACGGCUUCCAGCAGGCGCAUAUACCGGCAGGGCAUGGUUACAUAUAAGACGCCUGGCUACCACAAAAAGUGAAGCACCGAGUAACAAUGCGCCCUUGGAUUCCGGCGCACGCCCCCGCGACCUGGAGCAGAAGCCCGCUGCGGGCGAAUCGGGGCUGACACUGCCUCGCGAUGGCUCUCCCCUGCGCUGCACCGAGGACCAGUGGCUUUAUCGACCCACUUCAUCGGAGGUAGACCUGUUCCGCAACUCUACGUUGUUGCCUCCAAGGCCCAUAGAUGUGGAGGGCAGUGUGGUGGUUCGCCUUGUUGACCUUCAUGAGGGCGUGACGUCGCCCGUAGGCCAGUCUGUGUUUUACAGCGAAUAUGGAGUUAGGCGAGGAGAACUACUGCGUUUCAUGUUGCUGGGAUCAUUUUUUAUAUCUGUCUUUUGUUCGCUGGGCUAUUGGCAGUUGCGGAGGCGUAAGUGGAAGGUCGAUAUCCUAAACCGCCGCCGUGAGGCUCUAUCGCAACCCGUGGUUAAAGUGGAUUCGUUUUCACAGCUAGUGAAGGCUCUGGGCGCGUCUGAUGACGCUUGUUCGUCAAUCGAGUACCGAUGCGUUGAAUGCACGGGCGUUUUGGACACCAGCUGUUGUAUGCUGGUGGGCCCGCGCCCGUCGUUGUAUGAAUCGUAUGGAGGUUCUUCUGGCUACUGCGUGGUGCUUCCGCUGCGCUUUCGUGACGGAUCAUGCGUGCUGGUGAACCUAGGUUGGCUGGACAGCGAGAGUGCGCUGAACGGAGUGGGCUGUCCCGAGUUGGUAACACUGCGAGGCGUCCUGGUGGGCGGCGAGAUUAAUGAUUCACUGGUGGCAUCUGCGAAGCAGCGCAUCAUAGAUACAUACCAAGGCGUUCUAUCCGCAUUGUUGGGUUGGUCAUUUCCGUCUGCUUCGGCGUAUGUGAACCGUCCCCGUCGUUUGUCACGGAACGACUCGCGUAACGUGUACCGUUACCUGGAUCCGUCUAACAUGUCUAGCGAGGUAUAUUCUUCACCACUGGAUACGACUAGUCGUUACGCUUUGAACGCUUACGACGUGUUAUAUCACGACGAUGUCACGGCGCCCUCUGGCGACGACAGCACAUCGAACCCGGAAACUUCUGCGACUGAGGAACCUGCGUUUUUGCCCAAGUCGCGUAUCGGCCGUGAAGUUCGAUCGACACGGCCUCCCUACCAGCGCCGCCAAAAGUCCGACUACCUGCUGUUUUAUGCAGACCCCGAUACGCAUACAAACUAUGCGUAUCAGUGGUUUCUGAUGGCCGGCUCGAUCGCCGGAAUGUGUGCGUACAAGGUGUUUCGCGUGCGCCGAACGCUUCGCAGUGUAAUGUAG
Messenger RNA from Babesia ovata, 1425 nucleotides. RefSeq names its product surfeit locus domain containg protein. The coding region runs from base 1 to 1425 and encodes 474 amino acids. Gene Ontology annotation, cellular component: membrane. NCBI's taxonomy places the organism in Eukaryota, Apicomplexa, Aconoidasida, Piroplasmida, Babesiidae. The record is from RefSeq and is a predicted model, not a curated record. The transcript has a single exon.